Messenger RNA from Hippopotamus amphibius kiboko, 1201 nucleotides. RefSeq names its product centrin 2 (gene CETN2). Lineage: Eukaryota; Metazoa; Chordata; Mammalia; Artiodactyla; Hippopotamidae. Gene Ontology annotation, biological process: mitotic cell cycle; centriole replication; nucleotide-excision repair. Gene Ontology annotation, molecular function: calcium ion binding. The transcript is spliced from 5 exons. Gene Ontology annotation, cellular component: centrosome; centriole. The coding region runs from base 158 to 649 and encodes 163 amino acids. The record is from RefSeq and is a predicted model, not a curated record.
GUGCGUGCCGUGGUCUCGAGCCCCGCGUCCGGACGCUGAGCCCUUCCCAGGCCUUGGCAGGGCCCCGUCGCCUCUUCUGCGCGGUUCUCGGCUUUGGCACAUUCUUUCUUCCUCGGAGAGCUUUCCCGGAAGGGCCUCUAACUUUAAGAAGGCAAACAUGGCAUCAGCUGCCCAGCGAAAAAGGAUGAGUCCUAAACCGGAGCUUACUGAAGAGCAGAAACAGGAAAUUCGAGAAGCUUUUGAUCUCUUCGAUGCUGAUGGAACUGGGACAAUUGAUGUUAAGGAACUUAAGGUUGCAAUGAGGGCACUGGGCUUUGAACCCAAGAAAGAAGAGAUCAAGAAAAUGAUAAGCGAAAUUGAUAAGGAAGGGACAGGAAAAAUGAACUUUAGUGACUUUUUGACUGUGAUGACUCAGAAAAUGUCUGAGAAAGAUACCAAAGAAGAAAUCCUGAAAGCUUUCAAGCUCUUCGAUGAUGAUGAAACUGGGAAGAUAUCAUUCAAAAAUUUAAAACGUGUAGCCAAGGAGUUGGGUGAAAACCUCACCGAUGAGGAGCUGCAGGAAAUGAUUGAUGAAGCUGAUCGAGAUGGAGAUGGAGAAGUUAAUGAGCAAGAGUUCCUGCGCAUCAUGAAGAAGACCAGCCUUUAUUAAGAUCAGUCUUGUCUUUUCUGCAGCAAGCACAUGGAACUCGAUUUAGUGCCUGCUGUUGUGUGAAGCCUGGUUUUUGAGAACAUAAAUUAUUUUUCCCCCACUGACCUCUCUAUAACUUUAGUAACAGCUCUGAAUCUAUUUUCGACUUUUGAAAGUGUUCUUUGAAAUCGAGGUUCUUUGUAAGGUGACCUGCUGACUGCUGUAAUUCUCCAGGGCAGAACGAGAGCGUGUUAGAGUGGAGAAAAGGGUCUUCAAGCUUUUGCCCGCCUGCCAUUCUGCCUUGUAUCGCUUAACUCUUGUCCUGCAUUCCCACAUUUAUGCCACUGCAGAACAACUUCUUCACGAGCACAUGUUGUACCUGUGUCACCACAAGCAGGGGGCAUCUCAAUGCUUCCAAGUUUAACUGGCACCUGAGUGCAGUUUUCUCUUUUAUAAAACCCAGUGAACUCUCUUACUUGCAUUUGGGUGUAUGUGCGUGUGUGCGCACCAUUUGUUUUGUCUUCAAAUAAAGUCUUUCUUAUUUUGAGUUCUUGUUCUCUAAGGAUGAGUUCU